Auanema sp. JU1783 is the source of this 213-nucleotide messenger RNA. NCBI's taxonomy places the organism in Eukaryota, Metazoa, Nematoda, Chromadorea, Rhabditida, Rhabditidae. The record is from the annotation of a GenBank genome assembly.
AUGAUUGGAUGUCACAAGAAAGUUAGACGACGAAUUCUGGAAGCGAUAGUUUCGAUAGGAAAGAUGACAGGAAUCUCACCGUAUGCAUACUCGAACCUUGCUUGCACAGCUGAUCGUCCCUCCUUUUUUGCCGAGUUGGAAGCCAAUGCGUUGUUUCCCCCCUCCUUAGCUUACCCGGUAUAUAUCGACUUUUGGCCAUAUAAAUGUCUUUAG